AUGGAGUCCGGCCCAAAUGAACCAAUCGACCCGCACGGAGCAGACGAUCCUGGCCAAAGGGCUAUAAGCCAGUGGGGCCUCGCUUCCACGAGGCCGGGAAUCCGCCUCCACCUCCUCCGUAGCGGCCAAUCUCCAAUCGCGCCGGCUGCAGAAAUCGUGCACGGAUGCCAAUCCCCCUCCCUCUCAGAGGCAACGGCCCCCUCGUUCCAGAAUGCCGAUCCCGAUCGUUUCCUUUGCCUAAAGAGGCUGGUCCCUUCAUGUUUUCCCGUGGCGGUGGUGGCUACGCCCACCACCGCCUUUUCCAACGCCGUUCGACCAGACUAUGCGACGGAGAUCUUCAGGAGAACCAAAAAGAGGCAGGAGACAGGAAUCGACGGCCACCAGAUCCCCCUUUUUGACCGAUCGACCGCCGUCCUUUCGGGCACCUUCCUUAUUGGCGCCCGUCCGCACGGAGGGCGGCCUCCGUGGCUAACUCCAGUGUGA
Molecule: messenger RNA, 483 nt
Organism: Penicillium macrosclerotiorum
Lineage: Eukaryota; Fungi; Ascomycota; Eurotiomycetes; Eurotiales; Aspergillaceae
Exons: 1
Coding region: 1-483 (160 amino acids)
Source: RefSeq, a predicted model, not a curated record